Lampris incognitus (smalleye Pacific opah) is the source of this 1985-nucleotide messenger RNA. RefSeq names its product neutrophil cytosolic factor 1 (gene ncf1). The record is from RefSeq and is a predicted model, not a curated record. Gene Ontology annotation, biological process: superoxide anion generation; respiratory burst. The transcript is spliced from 11 exons. NCBI's taxonomy places the organism in Eukaryota, Metazoa, Chordata, Actinopteri, Lampriformes, Lampridae. Gene Ontology annotation, cellular component: NADPH oxidase complex; cytoplasm. Gene Ontology annotation, molecular function: superoxide-generating NADPH oxidase activator activity; protein binding; phosphatidylinositol binding. Bases 13 to 1266 code for a protein of 417 amino acids.
UUGAGGUUCAGCAUGGAGAUCUUUGUCAGACAUGUGGAGCUGCUGGGCUUUGAGAAACGCCUCUUCCCAAGUCAGCAUUAUGUAUACUUGCUGAUGGUGAAGUGGAGUGACCUCUCAGAGAAGCUGAUCUACAGGAGAUAUCCUGAGAUUUACACCUUCCAUAAAACUCUGAAGGACAUGUUCCCCAUCGAGGCUGGCCAAAUCGAAAGAAGAAACAGAAUCAUCCCUUCGUUACCAGCCCCCAGGUGGCUGGAUAGCCAGAAGUCCACAGAGACCAGGCAAAGCACAUUGGCUGAGUACUGCCACGCUCUCAUCAACCUACCGCCCCACAUCUCCCGCUGCAAACUGGUCUGCAGCUUCUUCACAGUCCGAUCGGAGGACGAGAACCCACCUGCCCCACAAGCGUCCAAAAGAAAUGAGUCUGAUGUGGCGUCCAAAGAAAGUCCCAGAAACAUUGUGUCAGAGAUCUCUGGCCCAAUUAUACUGGACACCUACAGGGUGAUUGCUGACUACAGCAAGACUUCAAAAUAUGAGAUUGAUCUUCACACUGGGGACCUGGUGGAAAUUGUAGAAAAGAGCCCUAAUGGCUGGUGGUUCUGUCAGUCUGAGCUGAAGCGAGGCUGGGUUCCUGCCUGCUACCUGGAACCUCUGGAUGGGCCAGAGGAGGCUGAAGAUGCUGAGCCAAAUUAUGAAGGUGAGCUGUACGUUACCACCAGGAGCUACGAGGCAGAGCACGAGGAUGAAAUCUCUCUGAAGACCGGGGAAACCAUCGAGGUCAUCCACAUGCUUCUGGAUGGCUGGUGGGUUGUCAGGAAAGGGGAGGAGACUGGCCAUUUCCCCUCUAUGUUUCUCCAGAAAGCCAACAAGAAGGAGCUCUCUGAGUUCGAGAAGCUCGGCUUCCAGAAAAAGACCCCACCACCUCGGCGGUCCACCAUCAAAAAUGCCCAAAGCAUCCACAACCGCAAUCGCCGGAGGCUCAGCCAGGAUGUCUACCGUAGUAACAGCCGUCGCUUCCUCCAGCAGAGAGGAAGUCACCUUAGUAAGCCCAGGACAUCUACAAAGACCUCCUCAAGGUCCCCACUACAAGAGAGGAAGAACCAAGGCAAUAUCCCUGAGCUGUCAGGCUCCAGCUCUGAGGGGGAGCCGAAGAAAGUUGCACCUAUUGUGCCCCCUCGGCCAAGCCCGGAGCUCAUCAUGGAGCGCUGCACGGACAGCACACGCAAAAAAGUCAGCAUCCGCAAGUCCAGUUCUGAAUCAGCCAACUAAGGACUUUAGGAAGGUUUAGCUACGUGCGUGCAGAAAUUACACUUUCUGUAUGUAGGCCGAUGCACAGCAAAGUAAAGCUAGAAUUUAACACUGUAGCCAGUGUGUUUUUAUACCUGCUUUUAAUACCAUAAAACCAAUUUUCACUUGUCUUUUCUGUCCAUAAGCAUGACUGAAUUAGCGAGUUUUUCUUUUUUUCAAUACCAACUGGCAUAGUGAAUAUUAUGGCGGGCAGAGAUAAGAGUUGAUGGUCUUGGUUUUGUUCACUGUUAAUCUAAAACAACACACAACUGCACACAACUGCUUAUCAUACUAGUAUGAUUUUAGCCUUUAACCUCGCCAUUGCAUUUCCUUCCGCAUGUGCUACCAGGGUUCAACUUAGCAGUUCAGAGUCCCAUAAGGUUACAUAGAGUUGUAGGCCUAUUCUGUGUGUGUGUGUGUGUGUGUGUGUGUGUGUGUGUGUGUGUUUUCUUAAACAAAGUCUCUCGCAGAAGCAAAUAUAUGCAUGAAAGAGUUUUGGGUUAGGUUCAUGGAAAUAUAAAACAGUACAAAAAAUAACAAAGGUAACAUAUCAAAACAGAAAGAAUAAUAGCACUUUUGUUUCAUCAGUAUAUGAAUUGGAGAAACUAUUUUCAAGCAUUUUUUUUAGUUUUAUGUACAUUUAAUGCUAUAAAGGUUAUUUAUUUGUUGAAUAAAUGUGAUUCUAAAAUAAAAUAAUUUCC